UAGGAAUAGGAAUAAGAAUAAAAAUGGGAAUAGCAAAUUUGGAAUAGUGAGAUGGGUGUGAGUGAAUGGUAACAUGAAGUCACGUGUGCAAGGUUUGUUUGUUGUGAAGCGAAGUAGGUGGAACUGAACUAAACUGAAGUGGAAGAAGGUUACAGAAAAAAUUGAAAACACAAACAGGUUUGCACUUUCUCUAGUUCUCCGUCAAAGCAAUUCAAGCGCCAUCUCUGCAACUUUGAUCACGUCACAUGGCAGCGACAUCAGGGAAGAUUGUCCAAAAUGUUUUUGUGUCACACAGCUUCCAACAGAAUACACAGUUGUUCGCUUCACAGUCACAGGGUCGAAGGGACUAUUAUUUUGCCCCUUAUCCCCGCAACUCAAACCUUCCCUCUCCGCUAGGGAAGUUGGCAUGGACUGCCUCUUCCAUGCAAUUGCGCACUUUAUACAAACCCCAGAAUCAUUUUAGUGUCCAGAGAAAUUUUCACUGCAAUGCUUCUUCGUCUGCAUCUGCUACUGCUUUGCCAUAUCUAGACAAGACAGAUUUUCUAAAGCUUCAGAAUGGCAGUGACAUACGUGGUGUGGCUAUUGAUGGUGUCGAGGGAGAGAAAGUUAACCUUACUGAACCUGUUGCUGAGGCAAUAGGAGCUGCUUUUGCUGCAUGGUUGAUGGAGAAAAAAAAAGCUGAUUCUUCUCAGCAUUUGAGAGUUUCUAUUGGCCAUGAUACCCGAAUAUCAGCCAAAUUAUUACAGAAUGCAAUUUCUCGAGGUCUUGCCGGUGCUGGCGUAGAAUUUGUCCACUACGGAUUAGCAUCAACACCGGCCAUGUUCAAUUGCACACUCACAAAGGAUGAAGCAUUUUUGUGUCCUGCUGAUGGAUCUAUUAUGAUAACAGCAAGUCAUCUGCCUUUCAACAGGAAUGGAUUCAAAUUUUUCACUAAUGCUGGUGGGCUUGGGAAGGCUGACAUCAAAGAUAUCUUAGAGAGGGCUGCAGACAUAUACAAUCAAUUUACCCCAGAAAGUUUGAAGAAUUCAGAGAAAAAAGCUUUAUUAACUUUUAAGAAAGUUGAUUACAUGAUUGCUUAUACAUCUGAUCUGGUAAAAGCGGUUCGCAAGGCUGCUGGAAACAUAGAGAAACCAUUGGAGGGUUUCCAUAUAGUUGUUGAUGCUGGCAAUGGAGCAGGAGGUUUUUUUGCAGAAAAGGUUUUGAAACCUCUGGGGGCAAUAACUUCUGGUAGUCAAUUUUUGGAGCCUGAUGGCUUGUUUCCAAAUCACAUCCCAAAUCCUGAGGAUAAGACAGCAAUGAAAGCUAUAACCCAAGCUGUCCUCGACAACAAAGCUGAUCUUGGAAUUAUCUUUGAUACUGAUGUGGACAGAUCUGCUGCUGUGGAUUUCACUGGUCGUGAAUUUAAUCGCAAUCGUUUGAUUGCCUUAAUGGCAGCUAUUGUUCUUGAGGAACAUCCUGGAACAACUAUUGUCACAGACAGUGUGACUUCCGAUGGGCUUACUACCUUUAUCGAGAAGAAACUUGGUGGCAAACACCAUCGGUUCAAGAGAGGCUACAAAAAUGUGAUUGAUGAAGCUAUUCGUUUGAAUUCUAUAGGAGAGGAGUCACAUUUGGCAAUUGAAACCAGUGGACACGGGGCUCUCAAGGAGAAUCACUGGCUUGAUGAUGGUGCUUACCUAAUGGUUAAGAUCUUAAAUAAACUUGCUGCUGCAAGAGCUUCUGGAAACGGUGGUGGAAGCAAGGUUUUGACUGAUUUAAUAGAAGGGCUUGAGGAACCAGCUUUUGCUACAGAACUGAGAUUAAAGAUAAACCAAUUCCAUCCAGAUCUUAAAGAGGGAUCUUUUCGGGAAUACGGAGAAGCUGUACUGAAACAAUUGGAGAAUUCAAUUGGCUCUGAUCCAAGUCUGCACAAGGCUCCCGUGAACUACGAAGGGGUCCGAGUUUCUGGCUAUGGUGGAUGGUUCCUUCUUCGAUUAUCACUCCACGAUCCUGUACUUCCCCUUAACAUUGAGGCACCAAGUAAUGACGAUGCUGUGAAGCUCGGACUUGCUGUGCUUGAAGCUGUAAAGGGAUUUGGAGGUUUAGACACAUCAGCCUUGAAGAAGUUUGUUGGAGCAUCAUAAUUCAAUGCUUCCUACAAGAAUCGAGUUCGGCGAUGGAAAUGCUUUCGCUUCUAUUUUUUCGUUAUACAACGAGGUUCUCUAUACUUGCAUCAGCGGCAACAGAGGGUGAAUUAAAUUAUUGUCAUGAGAAUGGUGUGUUGUCUUGUGAAUUACAAAUAUCAGAGAUCUCUAUAAAAAAGAAAUUUUAAUGACAUCAAGAUCCACGGUGUAAUUUUUUUGUGCUUUGCAUUUAAUAUUAGUGACGUUUUUCUGAUAUA
Messenger RNA from Vigna unguiculata (cowpea), 2380 nucleotides. RefSeq names its product phosphoglucosamine mutase family protein. Lineage: Eukaryota; Viridiplantae; Streptophyta; Magnoliopsida; Fabales; Fabaceae. Gene Ontology annotation, biological process: carbohydrate metabolic process. Gene Ontology annotation, cellular component: chloroplast stroma. Gene Ontology annotation, molecular function: phosphomannomutase activity. The record is from RefSeq and is a predicted model, not a curated record.